UUGAACCAGAGUACAACCUGCUCAUCUGCCUCUGGCUGAGCAGCUGCAGGAGCGGAGACGUGCUGAGUUGCGAGCAGAGCAGCAGAGCCAAGGCUUGGGAGGCUAGGCUGGCGCGCUGCGCUGCGGGGCGCUGCUGAGGGCGAGCAUUGGACCGGCCACCUCCCCGAGGCCCAUGCGGGGGUCAAUACAGCCCGCGGCUCGCUCAUGAGGCCACUGCGGUGCGGGGAGAGGACCCAAGGCAUCCCGCUGGGGCUGCUCGCGUUCUGGGUGACUGCUGCCCGCUGUCUGCAGAGUCAGGGGGUGUCACUGUACAUUCCACAGUCGGCCAUCAACGCCACUGUCCAACAAGAUAUCCUGUUGUCAGUGAACUACAUCUGCCAUGGCGUGCCCACUAUUGAGUGGAAGUACACACCUAACUGGGGUGUGCAGAGGAUCGUGGAGUGGAAACCAGGGACCCCAGCCAAUGUCUCCCAAAGCCACAGAGAGAGAGUCUGCACCUUUGACAAUGGCUCCAUCCAGCUUUUCCGUGUGGAUGUGAAGGAUUCUGGCUAUUACAUCAUCACUGUCACAGAGCAUCCGGGGAGCAGCCAGUCUGGCACCAUCUUGCUGCAUGUGUCUGAGAUCCGCUAUGAAGACCUCCACUUCGUUGCUGUCUUCUUUGCUCUGCUCGCUGCCGUGGCUGUGGUGCUAAUCAGCCUCAUGUGGGUUUGCAAUCAGUGUGCAUAUAAAUUCCAAAGGAAGAGGAGGUACAAACUCAAAGAAAGCACCACUGAGGAGAUUGAGAUGAAAGAUGUUGAGUGUUAGCCAAGACUGCGCCCAAUCACAUUGCUACCUCAAGAGAAAAACAGUAUUUUCCAGUCGAAGGAACAAACGGAGCCCAUCCUUGGUGCAGCUCUCACACCCUUUUCCCAGGAAGACAGCUGGCAGAUAAAGAAGCUGACCGUGGACCUGGAGGGGAUGGCUUACUUAUAUAAGCCAGUUCUAGGAGUCGCCUGUAGUUCAAAGCAACAUCUGAGAUUUUCAGCCAGGAACUUUCCUUGGUUUCAGCUUCAGGGCCACGCUGACCCUUAAAACAGGCAGGCACCAGCUACCACACUGCAGUCCCACAUUGCCCUGCUGAAGGAGCUACUGUCUCCAGAGCCGGCGUGUCUGCAGAGGGGCUGAUGUGCAGCUCUCUGCCUUUGUGCUCCUGUCUGAUGUACAAACGGCGGCACCCUCCUCCUCCCCAUUUUACAUCCCAUAAAACAGGAAGCAGUUGAGUGCACAAAGGGCCCAGCUCUAGGCACAGUCCUUCCUCAUACAAAGUUAACUGGAUAGCCUAAACUUGGGUUACUAUGAGAAAAACAUGGCUUAAGUUGACUGGGGUAGCUGGAUGGGCAGUACACCAGUAGAAUCUGUAAGGCUUCAUCCAGCUUCAUCCUAUUCGAUCAGCAACACUUCAGGUCUCCAGUCAGAUCCCAGGCAGAGGAGUGUGUGCUAUUCACCUACCUCAUAUGGCAUCAGGAGAAGCCAGUAUUAGCCUAGAUCUCUCAGAGGGAUUAAGCAAAGCAUGCAAGGGCUGGAGAGAUGGCUGGCUGUUAAAGGCUAGGCUCACAAUGAAAAAUGUAAGAAAAGCAUGCAAAUCAUUGAAGGAUCUGUAAAGUUAGUUGAGAAAGUGCAGUAUCGCAUAACAAAGGUUAAAAUGCCCUGGGAUGGGACUGGAGAGAAGGCUCAGCUCCUAAGAGCACUUACUGUUCUCCCAGAGGACCCUGACUCAAUUCCACGAACCACAUGGUAUAACUCUGGUUCCAGAGAAUGCCUCGCUCUUCUGGCCUCUAUGGGCAUUGCAUGCACACAGUGCACACAUA
Messenger RNA from Mus caroli (Ryukyu mouse), 1847 nucleotides. RefSeq names its product V-set and transmembrane domain containing 5 (gene Vstm5). Lineage: Eukaryota; Metazoa; Chordata; Mammalia; Rodentia; Muridae. Gene Ontology annotation, cellular component: plasma membrane; dendrite; axon. Gene Ontology annotation, biological process: filopodium assembly; positive regulation of excitatory synapse assembly. The record is from RefSeq and is a predicted model, not a curated record.